Molecule: messenger RNA, 4742 nt
Organism: Anguilla rostrata (American eel)
Lineage: Eukaryota; Metazoa; Chordata; Actinopteri; Anguilliformes; Anguillidae
Product: ras GTPase-activating protein 2-like
Exons: 15
Coding region: 16-1776 (586 amino acids)
Biological process (GO): regulation of GTPase activity; intracellular signal transduction
Source: RefSeq, a predicted model, not a curated record
AGAUUAUCUUUGCAGAUGGACAAAGCAGUAACUGCAGGUCACAGAAAGUUUCCCCUCGGCUGUGAAAUAUCUGGUCUUGUUCUGGUUUGCAGGUAUUUACUGCAGCCGAAAGGCAAUGGAAAUAAGAGCUCAAAGCCGGACGACCUGGGUUCGCUGCGUCUGAAUGUGACCUACACCGAGGACAACGUCCUGCCCUCCGUGUGCUACACUCCACUCCGCACUCUGCUGCUAAAAUUCCCUGAAGUGAAGCCCAUAUCGGCGUCAGCUGCCCAUAUCCUGGGCGAUAUCUGCAGGGAGAGGUACGAGGCCGUCCUGCCCGUCGUGCGUCUCCUCCUGCAUCACAACCGGCUGGUCCCGUUCGUCUCGGCCAUCGCGGAGCUGGAGCUGACGCAGACCCAGGAGGCCAACACCAUAUUCCGAGGAAACUCGCUGGCAACCCGCUGCAUUGAUGACAUGAUGAAGAUUGUGGGGCGGAGCUACCUGACUGUCACCUUGAAGCCUGUGCUGGAUGAGAUCUGUGAAUCCAACAAAUCAUGUGAGAUCGAUCCAGUAAAGCUGAAAGAGGGAGACAAUGUGGAAGUAAACAAGGAGAACCUGCAGCAGUACGUACAGAAGGUGUUCUCCUCCAUCACGCAGUCCAGUGUGAGCUGCCCCCCCCUCAUGUGUGAUGUGUUCAGGUCUCUCAGACAGAUGGCCUCCAAGCGCUUCCCCAACGACCCCCACGUGCAGUACUCGGCCGUCAGCAGCUUCGUGUUCCUGCGCUUCUUCGCCGUCGCAGUUCUGUCGCCGCACACCUUCCAGCUCCGCCCCCACCAUCCUGAGCCAGAGAUUUCCCGCACACUAACCCUCAUCUCCAAAACCAUUCAGACACUUGGGAGCUGGGGCAGCCUGUCCAAAAAUAAACUGUCUAGUUUUAAAGAAUCCUACAUGUACGAAUUCUUCAAAUCAUUCCAAGAAGACAAGUGCAUAGAGGAAGUUAAAAAGUUCUUGGAUGAGAUUUCCUCCAACGUGAACAAAGAAUCGAGUGGAGUGGAAGAUUCUGUUGUUCUGAAGGAAGGGGAGGUGCACAAGCGGGCCCAGGGAAGAAAGCGGAUUGGAAAGAAGAAUUUCAAGAAGAGGUGGCUCCGUGUGACCAACAGGGAGCUGUCUUACCACAAGCACAGGGGGAAAGAGGCCCUGUGUGUCAUUCCUGUGAAGAACAUCCUGGCAGUGGAGAAGCUGGAGGAGAACGCCUUCACCAGGAAAAACAUGUUCCAGGUGAUCCACGGGGAGAAGCCGCUGUACAUCCAGGCCAGUCACUGCGUGGAGGCCAGCGAGUGGAUCGAGGUGCUGAGCCAGGUCAGCCGCUGCAACCCGGGCAGGCUGAGCACCUUCCACCCGUCCGCCUACCUGAGCGGCUCCUGGCUCUGCUGCAAGGGCAUCGGGGAGAACCUGCCCGGGUGCAGGCCCUGCUCCACGACCAUGCUGGUCAACAUCCAGCUGGAUAUCGACUGUGAUCGAGAGAUUGAGAAGAUCUUCUCCCUCUUCUCUUCCAACUACUCCAAGCUGCAGAAGAUGGAAGAUGCCUGUGCCAGCAUCGCAGUGUACCAAGGUCCCCAGAAGGAGCAGGAGGACUACUCCCUCUUCACUAUCCAGGACCCCAAGGAGACCUUCCGCACCAUCCAGGACAUCCGGAAGGUCCUGGCGGACCUGCAGGAUCAGCAUGUUGCCAUCAGCAGCUCCAUCGCCGCCCAUUAUGGCAGCCUGGAUAACCCGAUUGUGGGGAAAACCUCCUAAGGGUGACAAAGGAAGGACUUUGUAAGAUAAAGGACAGCCUGUCCAGCAGAUGGCGGUAUACUCCCAGCCAGAGUUUAACACUGGAGCAACGCAGCGCUGGGAUUUGCGCUGACCAUGCUGCUGCUUCCACCAGGAAGAACGCACACCGCUAGCAUCGAGGUCUCCAAAGGAAAGUGGAAAUGAGGAAGUAGAAAAGGGUCACCUGACCGCUGCAUGGUUCUCUUACUAGUUCCUUCAAAAGCGGCUCCCUUCCGCUUUUUAAUCUGUAAAAGGCAUUUUCAUUUUUCACCAUCUUUCUCUUUCUCUUUUGUUUCAGUUGGAAGAAAAGAUUGUAAUAUACUUGGCAUUACUUAAUUUGAUUACGGUUCGACUCCUCAGUUUUUCUACAGAGCUGUGAAAAGGAGACUUCACACUCAUGUUAUCCUGUGUGAAUAGGCUGCUAAAAUACUUCUUUUUUUUUUUAAAGAGACAUUUUAAAAUCUUAAAAAUCAACAAUCAUGAAGCCGUUUUUACAAUCUCUCGUGUGAUGUUCAAGGGGAGUGACAAUGGAAAUAGUCUGGUACAGAAUCCACAAAGGGAAUGUUCCUCUCUCUUCAGCUCCCCAUCCCCUUCUUUUCUCCUCUCUGCACUUUUGGUACAAGUGCAAGUUUUUAUAGAGUACGAUUUGAGUGGUUACAACAAAUCUGCCUUAUUUUAUUUAUAGAUGUAUAUACAGUGUUUUUUUGUUUUUGCUUUUUUUUGUCUUUUGGGGGAAUGAUGUUGAAGCACUUUAGAUAAAUUUGGAAAGUUCCAGAUUGGAUAAUUUAGAUACGUGGUAUCAAUUGACUCCAUACUGAUCAGUUAAAUGAUCAACUAUAAUUUUGUAAUCCUGUACAGUGAAGUUUAUAUUCUGUAAAUUUUAAUAUCUAUUUUCAAACACCAAAGAAAAUGAUUUCAUAGGGUUCAGGACUUGAAAAGGGUACACAUAUUUUAACUAAAGAAAUUUUGAAAAGGACCUUUAAAAUAUUUGAUAUUACAUUGGCAAUAUUUUAUUAAAUGAAUAGUGUCAGAUUCAGCAAUCUCCUCUUAUGGGUCUCAAGACUAUCUUCAGAAACCUGACUCACUCUGUGUGCGCGUGUUUAUUUGUCACGACUGUUACACAACCAUAGAUGGUUUGGUCGUACUCUGUGGCCUGAGCCCAUCGACUGGUUAUCUUGUGGUCGUGUCGCAAAAGCACAGUGUGAGCCAUGUUUGUGACAUCAUCAUCCCUUGUGCCAGGUCUGUGGUGACAUUAAAGCAGGAGUGCGCCUGCAUGGACAGUCCCCAGUUUGUGAGAACCAGACAGUCAGAGUUCCACCUUGAUGAGCACUGCCACAUGCCGCUCUGGCCCCCUGGCUUUGCAGGCAGCCUAUUUCUGCGACACGUUCCAGCCCACAAACAGCAGGUCGUCCCGUGAUUGGACAGACGUGAGAUCGAGUCCAGAAGAAGAAUUAAUUUCCCUUUUUCGGUCAUGUGUCUGUAUGACCCACGUUCUUCUCACUUAAUUCUUCAUCUUUGCCCGUUUUAUCCCUUCAUUGAGUUGUAUUUUGUAAAGAAUGGAUAGAAACUUGAACUGAAGUCAGCCGCAGAAGUAAAAUGUUUGAUAUUGUCAAGACAGGGUUAACAACGUGUUGUAAAUUUGCAAUCAGACUUUUUGACUUUGGUCCGCCAUAUAUUUCUAACACGCUUGUCCCUUGUAUUUAAUAUGACGUGUUUUUAUGUUUUGUAUGUUUGCAUUACACACUGUGAUUUGAUAACUUGCUUAACUGUGCAUACAGAGGUACCGAGGUUGCUCUCAGCCACAUGCAGAAGCCCGAUGCUCGAUUCCAUAGUGGAUGCAGAAUUGUGGUACUUGUACACUGACGUUGGGCGGUGUACUGUUGAAGUCUCAGAUCAGGAGAGCACAUGGAUCCAGUUAGCCCCUGAUGCAGAAUUAUGGUACUGUACUUACAUGACAUGAUGUUUGAAGUAAGUUGUAAGCUGCUGAGGUUCAUCCAAUUGACACUCCACCCCCUCCCCCCCUUCCCUUCCCAAACUAAUUGGCUCUUUCAGUCAUGUGACCUCAUCUUAUUUACUUGUGACAUGGUGUGUACACACAAUCAUGAAGAAAUCUGAAGAUCCAGUGGUAUAGCUACUAUUGUAUCCAGAAACGGUGUUCUCAGGGAACACCUUGAUUUGAAAUAGGCUUUACCUCAAUGCGUUGAAACAUUAAUAUCACAUUGUCAGGCUGGUUUGAAUUGCAUGGAAGUUGACAUGCAGCGAACGUUAUGACCAUUCUUUGACAAACCCAAGUGGAAGCUGGGACCUCAUUCUGAAUUUGCUCUUCACAUUGAGGGCAGCCACAGUAUGUACCUUACAACCCAAUCACCAGAGACCAUGUGGUAUCGCUAGGCAACAGUUUUAAGGUACAAGUGAUGUCACAAUUGUCCAUCACCAAUCCUGUACCACGGUUGAUAGUUUUUUUUUUCCAUUUUGUUUAUCAGCAAAAUGAAAACUGUACAUUCCACUCCCUAGUCUGAGAUUAGGUUGUCUUGCAGUCAGCUUGGCAGAGACGGUGUUUAUGUCACUCCCCAGGCUCUGUGUGUGGUGGACAUAAUACAGGGGACUCGUACAGUAGGGAAGCCCCGUUACCCCAAUCAGCAUUUGACAAUAGGAGCCCCUGCAGUCUCUCCUGGCAGACAUUUUGGAUGAGAUUACCAGUAGCCGCUGGUGUUCUGCUUGAACGUCUGUGUAUGCAAAAUGGAAAAAAACAUUUACUUGUUUCAUUUGUUUUUCCUCUCAUUCAUGAGUUCUGGACAACUCAUCAUGGUAUGUUUCUGUUACUAAAUGUAUUUUUGUUAUUUAAACUUUUUUAUAAUUAUUUUCAUAACAAGAAAAGCUCAUGUCUUAUUUCCUCUUUUUUAUUUGUUACUUUGAAAUAAUUUACAAUAAACGUUUUGCCAACUGUA